CUGCUUGAAGACAGAGAGUGUAUUACUCAUCGAUGGUUUAGAGAGGAUAUUGAUAUAGGUUUAGAGGGGCAUGAUGGCUAGUUUGGAUGGAAAGGAGGGUCGUGAUGGGAAGGAUGGGGGGAAAGAGGAGGCGUCGGGGACGAGGAAGAGGGUGCAGCAUCCGAAGGUUAGGUCUGGGUGCUUGACGUGCAAGAAGAGGAGGGUGAAGUGUGAUGAGAGGAAACCUCUUUGUCUUCGAUGUGAAAAGUUUGGCGUCAAAUGCGACGGAUACCUUCGUCCUGUACGUGUACAUCUCGAACCAACAAAGACCGCGCACCGGAUUCUAGUCCCUCGAAAGAGAAGUUCAACGACCCCUCCAACAACGCCUCCAUUCGAAGUCAAGAAACCCAGAUUCUCAAACGAGGACGAAAUGAGAUAUUUCAGACUUUUCUGUGAAAAGACCUCGUAUCACCUUAGCGGGUAUAACGAUCCUAACCUCUGGACACGAAUCGUGCUCCAAGCCUCCGAAGCCGAUGAUUCGAUACGCCAUGCCGUGAUCUCCAUCGGAGCCCUGGACAUGACGACGGCCAUGAUGCGGGACCUGGAGAACUCGAAUGCGAGGGAGCAUCAUUUCUUUGCGUUGAAGCUGUAUAGCAAAGCGAUCCGAGGCAUGCGAGAGGUGGUUUUGCGACAAAAAGAGAAGCAUGACAUGCAAACGGCGCUCGUGGCCAGCAUGCUCAUCGUCUGUUUCGAGACCUACCACGGAAACUACGCUUCAGCCGCUCAACAGAUCCGCACGGGGGUCCGCUUGAUCGAAGACCAGAAAUCGAAGAACGACGGGUGGGCAGUCGAGGAAGAUCUCAUCCGUGUAUUUGAUCGACUUGACGUGCAGUCCAUGUCUCAUUCCGACCCCUACUCCAUCGACGAGCACAUGGUGCUCAAAAACGUCUACGCGGCCGAUCUCGAAAACCUCCCGCCUGUAUUCUUGGAUAUCAAGACGGCGAGGGAUUAUUUUAACUUUAUGUCCCGCCGAGUAUGCCAUUUUGCGCCGAUAGCGUGGAAGCUCAAACACAGCGAUUCGCAAAAAUCUUCACAUAGCGUGUCUGAUUAUAUCAAUAAGAACUGGUUGGUGACCAUGAUUGAGGAACUGGGGAAGUUCGUCAGGCUCUCAGAAGCGUGGAUGGAGUCCUUCACGCCCUUGUACAUGAAAGCGCGAGAAGAAGCGAAGCAGAAGUCACCCAGUAAACGGCUAAGCAACAGUUCAAUGCUAGCACUUGCAUUGUCGAACUAUUGCCUCUGCAUGCGAGUCGCGUUCCGGCAUUUCCUCGACGCAAAUGAGAUCGCGUGGGAUAAAUCGAAUGCAGAGUUCCGCGAGAUUCUCGAGAACGUUGAAGUCCUGAUGGCGAACCAAGAUGAUUAUGUAUUCUCGUUUGAUCUGCGGACUGUGUGGCCAUUAGAUGUGGUGGCGAAGAAGUGUAGAGUAAGUGCUAUGCGAUGGCGGGCGAUUCAGUUGUUGAAAGAGAAGCCGAGGAGAGAGGGGAUUUGGGAUAGUGUUGUUGCGGCGAUGGUCGGUGAGUGGGUUAUUAAUAUUGAAGAGGAAGGGAUGCUCGACGAUGGUACCGUGCCGGAAAGUUCUAGAGUGAGGAAUAUUGGGGUAGAGCUGGAUUCGGAGAAUCGAAAGGCGAAAGUUUGGUGCUAUCUCCCUGCCUCGGAUGGAUCUGGUGAUCAAGACCUGCUGCCGCGGAAGAGACAGACGUACCUGGAAUGGGGGAGCUCACGGUGGAAUGGCGGUUUUGUAGAUGUCAUGAAGUCGGGAGAUCCAUACCAAUCGGGUUUGAGGAAACGAGAUGAGGAUUUUAUUGCUGUGGAAGAGGAGAAGAGUAUGUCGAUGUACUUCAAUGCCAGGCCGUUUGAAGGUGCCGAUGAUACGGCCUCGGACAUCUCCCCACAGGUCGGCUUCUAGAUUGUCUCCCAGUCACAUGAGCUGGAAUGUACAUAGAGCAAGGCCAGCUGGCUUUCUAUUCGACCUGGGAAGCCUGAGUAUAAUACCGUAACAAUUGGAAUAUAAGAUAAAAC
Messenger RNA from Mollisia scopiformis, 2055 nucleotides. RefSeq lists its product as uncharacterized. NCBI's taxonomy places the organism in Eukaryota, Fungi, Ascomycota, Leotiomycetes, Helotiales, Mollisiaceae. Gene Ontology annotation, molecular function: DNA-binding transcription factor activity, RNA polymerase II-specific; zinc ion binding. The transcript is spliced from 2 exons. The record is from RefSeq and is a predicted model, not a curated record. The coding region runs from base 71 to 1942 and encodes 623 amino acids. Gene Ontology annotation, biological process: regulation of DNA-templated transcription.